This is a messenger RNA of Lates calcarifer (barramundi perch), 5683 nucleotides long. RefSeq lists its product as uncharacterized. The transcript has 18 exons. Bases 44 to 1822 code for a protein of 592 amino acids. The record is from RefSeq and is a predicted model, not a curated record. Lineage: Eukaryota; Metazoa; Chordata; Actinopteri; Centropomidae.
UAGAGGGAGUGACAGAGGUGGGGGGAAGAGAGGGCUUUUGAAAAUGAUGGCGACCGUUGCAGAGGAUUUAAGAAACCAAACCAGUCCCUGCCCCAUCCCCGACACCAGUCUCAGCACUCUGUCCAUCAAAAUAACGCGGAAAAAUCAGGAUAGACACUGGAAGUUGCGGUUUAUUUACCUGCAGUGCUAUUUCUUGACUAUUGCAACAAUAUUAGGAACUGGAAUCUUAGGUCUUCCAGUAACGAUAGCCCAUGCUGGACUGGUGCCUUUCCUUGUCUCCUUUCUCGUUGGCUUUUUUGUCCAGGCCUUGCUUAUCUACCUGUUUGUGGAACUUCUUCAGAAAUGUCAGGUGGUCCUGCUGGAAUCUCUAAAGACAGAUGUGGCAGAGUGUAUUGUGAUGGAUCAGGUGGGUGUGGAGGAUCCAGUUCUCACAGAGGAUGAGGAUGAAGAUGAGGGUGAAAAUGCAGAAGCAGAUACAGGUUUACUACAGCCAGAUGCAGUUGCUCUGCACAACCAGGAAGAUGGCCUGCAGCCCAACCUUCAUCUGCUCGGCCACCUCUUCCUCUCCCGGCCCAUGAGCCACGCCUUCAACUGCAUCCUCCUCUUCCAGUUUAUUUCUAUUGGCAUUAGUUAUGUCUUAGCUGGCAGUGAGGCCUUUGCUGCUCUUCUUAAUAUCAGUCACAUCUAUGUGAUCCCGGCAUUCACCUGGAUUCUAACUCUUGCUAUCUUACUAGCCCACACAGUCAUCCAGCCAAUCACUUCCCUGCUCACCUUCCUGAAAGGAAUCCUGCUCAUUGUCACGGUGGCUGUGACAUUUGCAGUGGGGUCAGAGGUCGGCCUUCAGAGCAACAACGACUUCAGUCAGAUGGGAAAACCUUUCCUAAUGGGCACAGUGGCUCUGGGAGGGAUUGUAAACGUGAUGCCUUUGCUUUUCUCACAGAUCUCAUACAACAAAACACAGAUCCUGUGGUUUCGAAGAGCAGUUCUUGGAGGUCUGACAACCUGCACUGUCCUCAACAUCCUUUGGUGCUGGGCAGUGCUGGAAAUUGUUCCCCAGACAUCGUUACCAGAGAGGCGGACUGCAGUUGAGACAACAGCCCAGCCUGACACCAGCAGCUUACCUGGUCCACUUUCCUCGGCCCCACCUCUGCUGUACUCUAACAUCUCACUAGAGGAGUCUGAGAAAGCAGGAGAGAUUGCAACCAUUCCACUGACAAAGAUUAUUAAUGAACGUCACAGUGCAUACUCCUGGGUGGCUGAGCUGAUCCAGGUGUUUAUAGCCAUCAGUGUCACUGUGUCCUUCUUGGUGAUGGGAUCUGCCAUGAAACACACUAUUGAUGGUCUGGUGAGCUCAUUGUGGAGCAGGAAACUGGAGUGGCUGUCUAAAGCCUGGGAGCGAAAUUUGCCGAAUAAACAGCACAUCUGCUCAGCAAGAAGCAUAGCUAAAGGACUCAUGUCACUGCUUGGAUUUGGUGUCAUCUUCAUCGUGUCAGUCUGUGAUCCCAGGGGUUUUGUUGUCAUGUUGGACAAAGUUGUGUCGUUCUCUCUCAACACUGAAGUGGGACUGUUUGUCUUCAUCAUGCUGAGAGAAUCCAGAGAGGAUAGAUUCCAACACCUUGCGGUUCCUCUGCCAGUGGGUGACUGUGUCUUCAGCCUCAGUUGGCUGCUCCCCACCUACUUCCUGUUUGCUGUAACUUACGAUAUCCUGCAGACCCUGGCUGAUGUGGCACACUACCUGCAUUUCUACAGCCACAGUCAGGAACCACACUACCAGAAUCUGACUGGGAGCUUAACAGCAGCAAACCUCUCUGUGCUGCUCUGAUCCUCAAACAGCCACAUAAGAGAUGGACCAGAAUGAAUUUAAAUUGCCAAAAAUCUGAAGCUUUGCAAAGAGCUUUUAUCUCGUAUUCAUACUUAACAAGCUCUUGAUACAAUCUGAGAACUUUAGAGAUAAGCAUUGUUUUUUUGCACUGCACUUUCCCAUGAUGAGUUAUCAAUCUAACAGUGUGGCAAGUGGUGCUACUCCUGUAUGGGGUUCUCCAUCCCUAUUCAUGUUCUACACAUUUGUUUUUUAAAAUUCCCAAAAAACUGGAAACAUUGUUGUUUGCAAAUUUUCCUACAAGACACCUGGAGCCAGAUGUAUAAACGAGGUGUAUACACAAAAAACACAUACAUACAUCAUUUCCCACACACAAGCUGGUAAAUAUGAAACAAAAUGUGUGUGCAGUUCCAGGGACAAACAGACAAGAGCCAGUCACAUUCAUUUUGAUUCCCACAUAAUCUGAAGCACAGACUUGUUUACUACGACGCCUCCGGUGCAGAUACAGGUAAUUAAAUACCUAUCUGUGAGAGCAUCCUUCCAUCCAUCCAUUCAUCCAUCCAUUAUCUGCCACUUAUCUGGAGCUGGGCCGUGGUGGCAGCAGGUUAAUCAAGGGAGUCCAGAUCCCUCUGCCCAGCAACAUUUUUAAAUUCUGCCAGGGGGACCCCAAGGCAGUCCAAGGCCAGAUGAGAUAUAUAUAGUCUCUCCAGCAUGGUCUCCUACCAGAUGGAGAUGCCCAGAAAACUUCCAAGAAGCAACCUGAUCAGGUACUCAACCCACCUCAACUGGCUCCUGUUGACACAAAGGAGCAACAGCUCUACUCUGAGCUCCCUCAGAAUGUCUGACCUCUUUACCUUAAGGGUAACCCCAGCCCCCAUCUGGAGAGAACUGACUGGUAAAUUGUAGGGGUGUGGCGAGAUCUCGUGCCACAAGAUCUCACAAUAUUAAAACAUGACGAUAUUUCUUGUCAAGGGGAAAAGCCGCCGCGUGCUGCAACUAGCGUGACUGACUGAAAUUAGCAUAAAAGAUGCACCUACCACUUUUAAAUCGUUUGUGUGGCAGCAUUUUGGGUACUGGGUAAAAUAAAUAUACUGCAACAGAGUGAAAGACAAGACACAAACAAUAUGUAAGCACUGAAAAUAGUGCCGUCCACCCUGGCAAAGACACCUAUUCUUGAAAAAGAACAUGACCAUAUCCUAGGCUGGGCUGCCUAGCUGUAACUAUCUCUUAGCUCUGCAUCAUGCUUGAAGAAACAUUUGGUCAUUCUCUGUUUACACUAUUAAGUUGUACUUUCACUAUGGUGAGCACUUUACACCUAAAAGAUAAGACGAAGAAAAAUGCAUUCCUUUCAUAUUCAUUUUUUUAUUUGUUUUUAUUUUUUCUGUUCCAUUUGUGGAGAGUUCAGUUAGAAUGUCACACACAGCUUCAGUUACAAGUUAGAAACUCAUACAUAGACAUUUCACAAUGCACCUGCACUGUUUAGCAUUUCGUGACUUUCUGUCAAAUACAUUUUUCAUCAUUGAGAUUUUCUUAAAAAUUGUGUUUAAAUCUCAUCUCGUUAUCCUGAACCCAGUACUGUGUAUUGUCUCAUCUCGUCACACCCCUAGUAAAUUCAAAGCUUUGUCUUCCUUCAGCUCCUCUGCAAAACUGUCUGGUACAUUGUCUGCAUUACUGCUGACGCUGCACCAGUCCGCCCGUCAAUGUCACGCUCCAUUUACUGGCGCUCAUGAACAAAACCCCAAGGUACCUAAACUGCCUCACUUAAGACAACUCGCUCAAGUGUAAGCAAAGACAGCCCAACAAUGUCCAAAACCUUUCAGCAUCUCAGGGCAGAUCUCAUUCAUACCUGGUGCCUUGCCGCUGUAGGAGCUUGUUGAGUAUCUCAGUGACCUCUGCCAGAGAUGUGAGUGAGGCCUCUCCUGAGUUUAGGUUGUAGUACUAAACCUACAGUAUGCUUGAACAUGGUGCUUGUAAUGGCCAAUCCACAUAAGUCCAAUAACAAAGCACGACAUGGGUUCAGAUCAGGCAGGCUGUUCCUCCCAGGCAUCCUGCUCAAGGUUUCUUCCUCAUUGCUCACAACUUGGUGGCAACUCUCUUAUUUUCUUCAACUCGAGCAGCACUUAGCUAGGAUCAAGCACAGUAAUCAGUAUACAGUCAAGUAUCAGCACACCCACCAGGGCGGUGGCCUCAUGUAAUUUUUUCAGGUUUGCGAGCACCCCAGGUCUGGCUCUAGGAAGGGGCCCUGGUGUGGGCUAGGUGGCACAUUCCAGAAAAACACAUCCAUCAGGGUUGUAUGAAUGGCUCUUAGACUGGAUCCUCCCCUGGGACCAAUUUGCCUUGCAGAUGCUACUAGGGGCUGUUGCCCCUAAUAACACAGCUUUCCAGAUCACAGGGACAUAAAGACCCUUCCACCACGUUGAGGUGGCAAUUCUCAGAGGAGAUACACGAGCAUGAAGUUUAAAAAUGACUCAGACUGAUAAAUCACAACCAUGUUUUAUCAGUCUGACAGAAUGCAUGUAUUUCAGACUUUGUGCAUGCAGAGAGUUUAUGCAUCUGGUCCCUGGUGUUGUAUAACUGUAACUAUAAUUCUAUAUUUACACAUACACACACACACACAUACAUAUUAAUGAAAUACUAAAUACUAUGUAAAAUACUGUAAGCUGAGCAACUACCAAUGCACCAAGCAGAGUAUAAAAAUGUUUAAAUAUAAAUUGUACAUUAUAAGGUUUACUUUAGCUCUAUUAUCAUGGAAUUAGUAGAUUUUACAGCUAAUUACUAUUUGAACACAUUGUCAAGUUUAAUAAUGGUUCAGCUGCUAGCCCAAAUCCAGUAUUUGUUAUAUCCAGAAUGUUUUCAGAAAGUCUGGGCAGAAAAAAGGAAAAGAAAGAAAAAAAAAAAAAGAAACCUAUAUCAAAUGCAAUUUUUACAAACUAGAUCCAAAACACAUUUGAAGGCAGUUUGAAACUGAUUCCAAUCAGAUCUCUACGGAUGCGCUCAGUGGAGGUGUGGAGAGUUAGGGUGCAGGCAUAAUUGCAGAUUGUAAUUGUUCUCCACACUGAAUCAGAAUGGAUGUGAAAAAAAGUUUAACUCUGGGUUCCCAUUGGUUUGUUUGCAAGUUCAUGUGUACUUUCACAAAUCCAGUAUGUUGGCUGGUUUAGGUAUGAUUUUUCUCCAUUUCUCCUCCAAACACACAAAUAAGCCUUCAAGUUAGAAGAGGACAUAGCCUAUAAUAGCCUAUAGUUAUUUUUAUAAUGACAUAUUGUUUUUUUGGGAAAAUUGUAUUGUUUCAUCAUGUCCAAAUAUUGCCAGACUCAGUGUCUGUCUCCAGCCCAGAAGUAGGGAAUGUCUCUGGUGAAUCACAGUGCAUGUGUUGGAUGCUGCUUCUCUCUGUUAUGAUGGAUUUAACAGGGAAUUUCAACAUUUAGUCUCAUUAAUUCUAUUUUUUGUUUCAUCUGCUGUAGUUUUAUAUAACCCAUUAUAUAAAAAUGAUAUAGCUGUGGAUUUUUGAUACACAGUCCAAUUACUCUACAGUAUAUACUCAUAUCCUGAGAGACAAUAGUAUACUACUGUAUGGUUUCAAUUAGGCACAAUUCCAAAUGGCUGCAACAUCAUUUCAAGUGUCAAUGUGAAAUGCAAAAAAAUGUCCCCUUUCUCCCACUUUAAAAAUACCUGCUUUGAAAACAUGCAGAGAGUGAAGCAUGGCUUUUUAAUUUCAUUGUAGUCUGCUGUGCACCACAGAAAGCACCAGCAUUAGGACGUUAACAUGACGCUCUUUGAUCAUCAAUGUUUUAUUGGUUUAUUAAAGCCAUUCAAGAAAAUUAGAUAUUGUGUUUUGACAUUAAUAAAACAAGGUUUCAUGACUGA